Rosa chinensis is the source of this 2898-nucleotide messenger RNA. Its product is annotated as pentatricopeptide repeat-containing protein At5g11310, mitochondrial. The coding region runs from base 23 to 1816 and encodes 597 amino acids. The record is from RefSeq and is a predicted model, not a curated record. Gene Ontology annotation, molecular function: protein binding. NCBI's taxonomy places the organism in Eukaryota, Viridiplantae, Streptophyta, Magnoliopsida, Rosales, Rosaceae. The transcript is spliced from 2 exons. Gene Ontology annotation, cellular component: chloroplast.
AACUAUCUUUCAGUUCUUUGUUAUGCCCUCAUCACAGAAACCCCGCCAUUUUCUCUCUCUGGCCCUCAUCUUCUUCUUCAAGCCAAACCCAAACCCUAACCCUAACUUUCGUAUUCUCUCUCUUCGAUCCUUCUCCGACCAAUCAUGGCUGUCCGUACCCGGAAACCCCCUAAUCAAGUGGCCCUCGCUCUCACCGCCUCCAUCUCUCCCUUCCCCUAACCCUAAUUUUGACCCCAAAUUUUCACAAAAUGACUUGUCCGCAAUCGCUAACCUGCUCGCCGACCCAUCGCUUCGGACCGCAUUGGACCGGGCCGGAAUUGACCCGAGUCCGAGUCUGCUACAGGCUGUGUUCGACCACUUUGAUUCGUCUCCCAAAUUGCUGCACACGCUGUUUGUUUGGGCUGAGAAGCAGCCCGGGUUUCGAUGCUCUGCGACGCUCUUCACCUCCAUGAUCAAUGUGCUUGCCAAGGCUAGAGACUUUGAGUCUGCGUGGUCUAUGAUUCUUGAUCGAAUCGGUGGAGAUAAGGAGCCUGGGUUGGUUUCUGUAGAUGCAUUUGUCAUCAUGAUCAGACGGUAUGCUCGUGCAGGUCAACCCCAAUCAGCAAUUCGAGCUUUUGAAUUUGCAUGUACCUUAGAGUCAUUUCUCAAUUCUGAAUCAGAAAUGAGUUUGUUUGAAAUCUUACUGGAUUCCCUUUGUAAGGAGGGUCUUGUGAGGGUGGCCUCGGAAUAUUUUGAUGGGAAAAGAAAGUUGCAUCGACAUUGGAUUCCAUCGGUUCGGGUUUAUAAUAUACUGUUGAAUGGAUGGUUUCGAGCGAGGAAGCUGAAGAAGGCAGAGCGGCUUUGGGUGGAGAUGAAGAGAGACGGCGUGAAACCUAGUGUCGUGACAUAUGGUACACUUGUAGAAGGAUACUGUCGGAUGCGUCGUCCUGAAAUCUCAAUGGAGUUGGUGGGUGAGAUGAGGAGGGAAGGAAUUGAACCAAAUGCGAUUGUGUUUAAUCCAAUAAUUGAUGCUUUGGGGGAAGCUGGGAGGUUCAAGGAAGCGUGGGGGAUGAUGGAGUGGUUUUCAGUUCUGGAAUCAGGCCCCACUAUUUCGACGUACAAUUCUCUGGUAAAGGGCUAUUGCAAGGCCGGAAAUCUUGUAGAAGCUAGUAGGAUUAUUAAGAUGAUGAUAAGCAGGGGUAUUGUACCAACUCCAACAACCUAUAACUAUUUCUUUAGGUUCUUUUCAAAGUCUGGGAAAAUUGAGGAAGGAAUGAACCUUUAUACCAAAAUGAUUGAAUCUGGGUAUACCCCAGAUCGUCUUACUUUCCAUCUUCUGUUGAAGAUGUUAUGUGAAGAGGGAAGAUUGGAUUUGGCUGUUCAAGUUAGCAAGGAAAUGAGAACUAGGGGAUGUGAUAUGGAUUUAGCCACGAGUACCAUGUUGAUUCAUUUGCUCUGCAAGAUGAAUAAAUUUAAAGAAGCUUUGUCAGAGUUUGAGGACAUGAUACGCAGGGGUUUAGUUCCGCAGUAUCUAACUUUUCAGAACAUGUAUGAUGAACUAAGGAAACAAGGAAUGACUGAAAUGGCACGAAAGCUGUGCGCCCUUAUGUCUUCUGUUCCUCAUUCAACAAAGUUGCCGAAUACAUAUGUCAAAGAUAGAGAUGAAUCUCAUGCAAGGAGAAAAUCCAUAAUUCAGAAGGCUGAAGCAAUGUCUAAUGUGUUGAAAACUUGUUCAGAUCCAAGAGAACUUGUUAAGCACAGAAGUUCGCCGGAGACUGUUGAAUCAAGAGCAAACCAGUUAAUAGAGAAUAUUAAGACAAAAGCUAACAUUAAAUGAUAUCCUUUAUCUCUGUUCUUUGGUAAUAGCCAUCAAGGUUUGGAUGCGGUGGCAAUCUUCGCAAGGAAGGUAAACAUCAGUUAACCGCAGAUGCAACAGUUUUGUUGUUUGUUGUAGUGUAGUGAAAUGUUCGCUUAUAUAGUUUUCAGCGGUACCUCUCUUCACAUCUAAAGCUAGAAUAUAGAAGUUUGUACAUAUUGGAUUAAUGUCAUUCUCAUGAUCCUCAUCAUCCCUUUGAAAUUUGGCCAUGGUGGAAUGGAUUCACAGUGUUUUGCACUUAUUUUCAUUGCCCUAGUCAAAUCAUCAUGAUGAAAGGGCCUGUAUGGGGCAAUUGGGAAAAAGCCUGAGGAGAUAGAUUACAUUGUAUUGUCAUCAGAUUUGCUUUCUCCAGAUCUUAAGAUCUGCCUUUAUCUUUUGUUGGCUAAUAAUAAUCCCCCUUUCAGUUUACCCCAAUUUUUCCAAAAAUAAUAACAAUCCCCAUAACCCAUUUCCUCAUUGGGCAAAAGCAUCAAGAUUUAUCCUAUACUGUAGGCUACAAUAGUUGAAGUUGUCCGUUUAGAAUGUGCUUGGGGUACUGUUGAGUAGGAAUCUUUGAGUCACCUCACCAGAACUUCCAAGACAAAAAAAAACGAAGAUUAAGAACAAAAAAGGAGGAAUGAUUACCUUAAGCACAAGGACUUGGUUACAAAUUACCCAAUAGCCACUUGACAUUUGGAGGGUUAAGUUAUGAUAAUCAUGUGUUUUAAUUAACACUUGGUUUUCAACUUAUCGAUUUUUGAGUGAGUUGGGCAAGAGCUUUGCACGAUGCCCCAAGUCGGAAAACGACGGCAUCGGUUUUUUUUUUGGGUACAAGAGAAGAGGAGAGAGGAGCAUCUGCAUCUGGUGUGAUGGAUUAUGGUGGGUGCAGUCAACAAAGGUGCUUGAGAACAGAAUCUGUGCUUCAUUAUUCUCCCCCCACUCGUCACUUUACUCUCUCCACAGCUACAUUGCUUGCUGAAUAAUAAUAAUAGCAUAGAAUUUAUCUCGUACUCGAGACAAUAUUUUAGGUAUCUUGAAACUGAACUGAAAUCUCAAUAAUUUCA